AUGGCAGCAAACGCAAACUCAUCCUCCCCAGCAGAGGCAAGACCAUCCACGCCCCAGCCGGCACGAAGAUCUUCAAUGGACAAAGAAGCCGACGUGGAGGUCGUCGAGUCCAUUCAAGCGGCCAACGAAGAGCUUUGGCUCCAGCAAUAUGACCUCCUCGCUGGCAAGUCCAAGCAGGAGCUGGCAGCUUUGAACAAGAAGGUCGUCAAGAAACUCGACUGGAGGUUCCUGACCACCAUUACGAUGAUGCUGCUAAUGAACUACCUUGACCGCAUUAACGUUUCCAAUGCCCGCCUUGCUGGUAUGCAAGAGGACUUCCACAUGAGCGACGUCGAGUGGUCUGCCGGCAUCUCCCUGUUCUACGUCGGCUAUAUUAUAUCACAAGUACCAGCCAACGUCAUCAUUGCCAAGGGCAAACCACGCGUCCUACUUCCCACCGUCAUGCUCGGCUGGUCCGUCCUCACUAUAUCCAUGCCAGCAGUCAAGAGCGCCUGGGGUUUCAUGCUUUGUCGCUUUCUUGUUGGAGUCUUCGAAGGUCCCUUCGUACCCGGUGUCGCUCUCCUUACCAGCUCAUGGUACACCAAAGAAGAAUCACCACUGCGUAUGGGAAUCUGGCACGCCGGCAAUAUCAUAUCGAACGUCAUCUCUGGAUUCUUAGCAGCGGGCAUUCUCGAGCACAUGGAUAACAUCGCUGGCUUGCACGCAUGGCAGUGGUUCUUCUUGAUCGAAGGUAUCGUGAGUAUCCUAGUAGCAGUAGUCGGAUUCUGGGGUCUGCCGAAUUGGCCAGACAACACUGGUACAUACUUCUUCACGCCUGAAGAAAGCCAGAUGGCACAGUAUCGUGUCAAAGUGUCAGCGGGCGGUCAUUCUGAGGAUGACGAAGGUGGUUACUGGUCAGGGUUUGCUUUGGCGAUGAGAGAUCCGUUCACCUGGAUGUUCGCAGGCAUGCAUUUUGGACUUGUGACGGCACAAUCUUUCAAGGAUUUCUUCCCAUCGGUCGUUGCGACGCUAGGGUUCACCAAGAUGCAGACCUACCUAGUGCAAGCUCCACCAUACAUCAUCGCUUACUUCGUCACCCUUGCCGUUUCCUGGUCAUCCGGUCGACGUGGUGAGGCAUGCUGGCAUAUUGUUUCCUGCAUUUUGGCGUGCAUGCUUGGCGCGGUGCUGCUGAUAUCGACUCUCAAUGUUGGAGCAAGAUACUUUGGGUUGAUCCUCCUCUGUUCUGGCCCAUUCCUCGGGUUGAAUCUCCAACUAUCAUGGGAAACCACAGUGGUGCCUCGCCCACGUACGAAGCGUGCGGCGCUGGUGGCAUUUGCGAAUUGCGUUUCAGCUGUAUCGCAUUGGUUCUCGCCGUACUUCUUCCUGCGGUCUCAGGAGCCAAGGUACCAGACGGGCGGUGGAAUCAUCAUUGUGGGAUGUGGUCUGACAGUCAUCUUCUGCUUGAUGGUCCGCUGGUGGGCUAUGCGCAAGAACAAGGCCAUUGUGAAGGAGGAGGAGCGUACGGGUGUUGCCAACCCAUGGCGCUUUGCUACCUGA
Cyphellophora attinorum is the source of this 1536-nucleotide messenger RNA. RefSeq names its product putative transporter. Gene Ontology annotation, biological process: transmembrane transport. The transcript is spliced from 8 exons. Bases 1 to 1536 code for a protein of 511 amino acids. The record is from RefSeq and is a predicted model, not a curated record. Lineage: Eukaryota; Fungi; Ascomycota; Eurotiomycetes; Chaetothyriales; Cyphellophoraceae. Gene Ontology annotation, molecular function: transmembrane transporter activity. Gene Ontology annotation, cellular component: membrane.